AUGUUUGUUGCUGCCUCUCGUAAGAGAAACUUUCCGGCAGAGGAACCAGAAUCAAGCUUCAACACUAUUUGUACAAGUAAUAAUGCCAAAGAAAAUCCUGCCAAAAAAACUAAAAUAGGAGAUAAAACUCGGACUAUUGGAUCAAUAGUUGACAGUAAUUACCCUAAUUCCAAAGACUCUAGCCGGCAAAGUUGUACCCAAUCAGCCUCGACUAGCACAAUAGUUGCUGGGUCGAGUGAAACGGAAAUUGAUAAUUUAAAUAAAAUUACGCGCAAUUUAGAGCGUGCUAAACAAGGAAGCUUAAGCCCUGAACUUUUGAACACUUUUUAUAAGUUGGCAGAGAAAUUCAAUGACCCUGUUAUCCGGUGGAAACAGCAACGAGAUGCUGUAAAUAUCUUAUAUCCGGUAAUGAAAAACCAUCUAUUAGGGAUGCUGCAUGACCAAAAAGCCUUCGAUAUCCUGGUUCAUGUUUUUCAUCGAGGACGAGCCCCCAUCAAGAAGAAUAUUUUGGAUCGACUUGGAGGCAAUUUUCUCGAAAUUGCGAAAACAGUCAAUGGAAAGCGAUUAAUUGAAAUUUUGUUAAAGGAACCGACACUUGGAAAAAAAAUAAUAAUACGAGAUUUUUUUGGGAACACAAUCGAAUUAUUGAAAGAUGAUAUUGGCACUCAUGUAAUGGAAACAAUCUACGCAAAUUCGACUUCCGAACAAAAAGCAUUGUUAAUUUCUGAAUUUUAUGGAUCUGAAUAUGGAAAUAACAACAGUAAUGAUGAUCAGUUAGUAUUAAAGUUAGAUGACAUAAUAGAUCAGAAUGUUUUUCAAAGAAAUGAAAUGACCCGAAAUAUUCUUAGUUGCUUGAAUGAAAAGACGAUCAAACACACAAUUGUCCAAGAUAUAAUUAUUGAGUAUUUGACGCAUGCACAGAUUCGAGGCGAAGAUCAAGAGAUCACGGCACGAAUUAACCAAUUCAUCCGAUCAAUAUUACACACGCACAAAGGAAUACAUGUUGCCAGGCUUUGUUUCUAUCUUGGAACAGAAAAAGAUCGACGGACAAUGUUAAAGUCGAUGAAAUCGAAAUUUGCAUCUUUAUGCAAAAAUCAAUAUGGUCAUUUACUCAUAGUCACUAUAUUUGAAUCUGUAAAUAGUAUCGAUCUAGUACGAAAAAUGGUCAUCACGGAGAUGAUUCGAAACCUACAAAAUAUAAUGGAAAAUGACUAUGGAAGGGUAUGUCUUGUCCAUUUGCUUACUGGACGUUCAGCACUUUUAUUACCGCAGGAAACCAUAAAAGCCUUAGCGAGCAUGGACCACAUUCGCCCGCGAGCCAGCCAAAAAGACUUUAAAGAAAAAAUGUCAAAACUCGCGAGAAGAAUGUCUCCAACCUUAUUUCGAUACAUUUGCCAAAAUCCCGCUAAAUUCUUUGUUAAUCAUAAUACGGGAACGAUAUUAUGCGUCACAUUGUUGUACGCGAAUGGAAAUAGAGCAAGGGCGGUAAAUGAGCUAAUCGAAUUCAUUAGAAACACCCCCCCACAAGAAAAUAUAAUGUUGUCGCCGUACAAUCGAUAUCUUAGCAUUCUUGCUUAUGACAGAUUCAAUCCUUCGGAAAAUCAAUCACUGAUUGCGGCGCCACCUAAUAAUUCGGACUUUGCUAUCAAAUUAUGGGAAUGUAUUCAGGAUCACCUGGAAUUUUAUGCCAUUAACAGUACUAGCUCUGCCGUUUUGGCUUCGCUUUUGAGAAUACAGGUUGUGAAAUUACAAGUUAAAAUAGCUCUGAAAAGACAUGAGAGUGCAAUAAGACGUGCUGCGAAUAAAGAUUGGACAAAAAUUAAUUGGGUCGCUCAACAUUUCGGCUGGACGAAAUUUUGA
Molecule: messenger RNA, 1860 nt
Organism: Ambispora gerdemannii
Lineage: Eukaryota; Fungi; Glomeromycota; Glomeromycetes; Archaeosporales; Ambisporaceae
Source: the annotation of a GenBank genome assembly